ACUUGGCACUCUAGCAUCUGGCAGUAACUCGAGCUUGUUCAGAGGACCUACGUGUCCCUCAGCGAUCUGAAAGGAUGCGGCUCACGCUUGUCUUCGCCGCCCUAUUGGGUGCUGUGGCGUUUGUCCGGGCAUCAGAUGAUCCCACCGUCUCUUUGCCUGGCGUGUUGGAUCUAACGCCCGAGACGUUUGACAAGCACGUUAACGGAGGCAAGCACGCCAUCGUGGAGUUCUAUGCUCCCUGGUGCGGCCACUGCAAGCGCAUGACCCCCGAGUUCAAGAAGCUGGGCGAGCUGGUUGCCGCUGACCCCAAGCUGAAGAACCGCGUUGUGGUCGCCAAGGUCAACGCCGACGCGCACCGCUCGCUGGGUGACAAGUUCGAAGUGCGCGGCUUCCCCACCAUCAAGUACUUCCCCGCCGGCAAGGCCGCCAACAAGGACAGCGCGCAGGACUACCAGCAGGCCCGCACCGCCACCGCCUUCCUCGAGUUCCUGAAGGCCAAGCUGGAGGCCGACAAGGGCUUUGCUCGCGUGGAGACUCUGGACCCCCUCGCCAAGAAGUUCGUGACUGCUGAGGACAAGGCGGCUGUGAUUGCUGAGGCCAAGGCUGAGGCUGAGAAGCUAGAGGCGGGUGACGCCAAGGUCAACGGUGCCCUGUACGUCAAGUUUAUGGAGAAGGCGGCGGAGAAGGGUGUCGAGUACCUGUCCAAGGAGAAGGCCCGGCUGGAGAAGAUGCUGGGGGGUGGCAGCGUGGCGGCCGCCAAGGUGGACGAGAUGAGCCGCAAGACGUCGGUGCUGGGGGCCUUCACGGAGGACGCGGAGUAGGGGGUCUGAGAGGAGGGAUGGAGUAACAAGGAGCUGGAUGGUCUUUUCUUUGGCUGUUAGCGAGUGGUGAAGGAGGUUCAGGAGUUUGAUUGGGGGCAUGCAACAGGGAGACGGGCUGUAGGUUGGAUCGCGAGCAUACAUAUAGUAUAUGCGGGUGUUCUACUGUCCUCAGCCCGAUGUGGUGUGACCCUUGCCAUGUUCUUUUCAAUAUUGGAUGCUUUGUGUUAAAGCAAUAGCGGGAUGCUGCCUGACGAAUAUUGCAUUGGCGCAGGGAAGAGGCAGGAUGGCAGGCAG
Astrephomene gubernaculifera is the source of this 1115-nucleotide messenger RNA. Lineage: Eukaryota; Viridiplantae; Chlorophyta; Chlorophyceae; Chlamydomonadales; Astrephomenaceae. The record is from the annotation of a GenBank genome assembly.